Molecule: messenger RNA, 3671 nt
Organism: Lipotes vexillifer (Yangtze River dolphin)
Lineage: Eukaryota; Metazoa; Chordata; Mammalia; Artiodactyla; Lipotidae
Gene: MAP3K14
Product: mitogen-activated protein kinase kinase kinase 14
Exons: 15
Coding region: 21-2900 (959 amino acids)
Biological process (GO): canonical NF-kappaB signal transduction; protein phosphorylation
Molecular function (GO): ATP binding; protein serine/threonine kinase activity
Source: RefSeq, a predicted model, not a curated record
GGUGAGCGUGAGCCUGGGAGAUGGCAGUGAUGGAAAUGGCCUGCCCAGGCGCCCCCGGCUCCGCGGUCGGGCAGCAGAAGGAGUUCGCCAAAGCCAAGGAGAAGACACAGGCAACGGAGAUGAAGCAGAGCUCCGUCCACAAGCUCGAGGCCGUGGAGAAGAGCCCCAUGUUCUGCGGGAAGUGGGAGAUCCUGAACGACGUGAUUACCAAAGGCACAGCCAAGGAAGGCUCCGAGGGCGGGCCGGCCGCCAUCUCCAUCAUCGCCCAGGCCGAAUGUGAGAAUAGCCAAGAGUUCAGCCCCACCUUCUCCGAACGGAUCUUCAUCGCUGGCUCGAAACAGUACAGCCAGUCCGAGAGUCUUGAUCAAAUCCCCAACAAUGUGGCCCACUCGACCGAGGGCAAAAUGACCCGCGUGUGUUGGAAGGGGAAGCGUCGCAGCAAAGCCCGGAGGAAACGCAAGAAGAGCUCCAAGUCCCUGGCUCAGGCAGGAGUGGCCUUGGCCAGACCCCUCCCCAGAACCCCUGAGCAGGAGAGCUGCACGGUCCCGGUGCAGGAGGAUGAGUCUCCGCUAGGCACCCCGUAUGUUAGAAACACCCCCCAGUUCUCCAAGCCUCUGAAGGAGCCAGGCCUUGGCCAUCUCUGGUUUAAGAAACUCGGGGAGGGCCUGCGGCCAGCGCUGCCUCGACCGGAACUCCACAAACUGAUCAGCCCCCUGCAGUGCCUAAACCACGUGUGGAAACUCCACCACCCCCAGGACGUAGGCCCCCUGCCCCAGCCUGCUCACCCCUUCCCCUAUAGCAGACGGCCCCACCCCUUCCCGUUCCACCCUCUCCAGCCCUGGAAACCUCACCCCUUAGAGUCCUUCUUAGGCAAACUGGCAAACUGUGUAGACAGCCAGCAGCCCCUGCCCGGCCCUCCCCUGGGCAGACUGGCCUGUGUAGACGGCCAGAAGCCCCUGCCUGGCCCACAUGUGAAGCCCAGCUGCCCGUCUCAUGGCUCAAGUGACAAGCUGUCCGUGGAGGAGUACCUCGUGCACGCUCUGCAAGGCAGCGUGAGCUCCGGCCAGGCCCGCAGCCUGGCCAGCCUGGCCAAGACCUGGUUGGUGGGGGGCUCCAAGCCUCGGGAGCCCAGCCCUGAAACCGAGGACAGUGAGGGGGUCCUGCUUAUCGAGAAACUCAAGCCGGUGGAUUAUGAGUACCGAGAGGACAUCCAUUGGGCCACGCGCCAGCCCUGCCUGGGCAGAGGCUCCUUCGGAGAGGUCCACAGGAUGGAGGACAAGCAAACCGGCUUCCAGUGUGCCGUCAAAAAGGUGCGAGUUGAAGUGUUUCGGGCUGAGGAGUUGAUGGCAUGUGCGGGAUUGACCUCACCCAGAAUCGUCCCUUUGUAUGGAGCUGUGAAGGAAGGUCCUUGGGUCAACAUCUUCAUGGAGCUUCUAGAAGGUGGCUCGCUGGGCCAGCUCAUAAAGCAGAGGGGCUGUCUGCCAGAGGACCGGGCUCUUUAUUACCUGGGCCAGGCUCUGGAAGGACUGGAAUACCUCCAUACCCGAAGGAUUCUACAUGGAGAUGUGAAAGCCGACAAUGUGCUCCUGUCCAGCGAUGGGAGCCACGCAGCCCUCUGCGACUUUGGCCAUGCUGUGUGCCUUCAACCUGAUGGCCUGGGGAAGUCUUUGCUCACAGGGGACUACAUCCCCGGUACAGAGACCCACAUGGCGCCAGAGGUGGUGAUGGGCAAGCCCUGUGAUGCCAAGGUGGACAUCUGGAGCAGCUGUUGCAUGAUGCUGCACAUGCUCAAUGGCUGCCACCCUUGGACCCAGUACUUCCGAGGGCCGCUGUGCCUCAAGAUUGCCAGCGAGCCUCCGCCUGUGAGGGAGAUCCCGCCCUCCUGUGCCCCCCUCACAGCCCAGGCCAUCCAGGAAGGGCUCAGGAAAGAGCCUGUCCACCGAGCGUCUGCAGCAGAGCUGGGGGGGAAGGUCAGCCUGGCGCUGCAGCAUGUGGGAGGUCUGAGGAGCCCUUGGAAGGGAGAAUACAAAGAACCAAGACAUCCGCCGCUACUCCAAGCCCACCCACCGCCAAGCCAAGGGCACCCUCACCAGACCCUAUGUGCCCCACCAGUGGAGCUCUCGCCAGGGGAGCUCUCACCAGAGGCCCCGGGGCCCCAGCCAGCUGAGGACGCAGCAGGCGGGGCCUCUAAGCUCCAGCCUCCUCCACCCCCAGAGCCCCCAGAGCAGAACAAGUCUCCCAGCCUGCACUGGGGCAAAGAAGAGUCCGGGACGUGGGAACCACUGGCUCUGUCCUCCCUGGAUCCGGCCCCAGCCAAGAGCUCCAGCUCACCAGAGCGGAAGGCAACCUUCCCCGAGCAAGAGCUGCAACAGCUGGAAAUAGAAUUAUUUCUGAACAGCCUGUCGCAGCCAUUUUCUUUGGAGGAACAGGAGCAAAUCCUGUCAUGCCUCAGCGUCGACAGCCUCUCCCUGUCAGAUGACAGUGAGAAGAACCCGUCCAAGGCCUCUCAGAGCUCGCGGGACACCCUGAGUUCCGGCGUGCACUCGUGGAGCAGCCAGGCGGAGGCCCGCAGCUCCAGCUGGAACAUGGUGCUGGCCCGGGGGCGGCCCACCGACACACCGAGCUAUUUCAACGGUGUGAAAGUCCAAAUACAGUCUCUCAAUGGCGAACACCUGCACAUCCGGGAAUUCCACCGGGUCAAGGUGGGAGACAUCGCAACCGGCAUCAGCAGCCAGAUCCCAGCCUCAGCCUUCAGCCUGGUGACCAAGGAUGGGCAGCCCGUGCGCUACGACAUGGAGGUGCCAGACUCGGGCAUCGACCUGCAGUGCACCCUGGCCCCUGAUGGCAGCUUCGCCUGGAGCUGGAGGGUCAAGCACGGCCAGCUGGAGAACAGGCCCUAAGCAGCCUUCCACCACUGGCUCCACUCAGCCAGAAGCGACCUUCCUUCUCGGUGCUCAAUGCUGCCCCUGAGACAGGGGUCUCCCAGGGCUCUGCCAGCCUGUGGCUCAGCGGUGGGACCAGGGGCUGGCAGCAGUAAGGUGGGGCUAGCAGAACACCUCCCAGGAUCUCCCACCUGUGUCCUUCCUGAGCCCACAUGAGGAGGAGGAGGAGGAAGACAGGAGGCCUCUUCCCAUGGGGAACAAAGAGGGUCUUCUCUGCCUUGGUCCUGACAAGCUGGCCUGACCCAUUAGGAUCAGUGACCACUUGGUGGCAGUCAGGGGAGAGUGGCUUCCGGCCCAGGUCCCAGAGAGGUGGGCGAGCCCCUCCCUCAGGUUCCAGGCAGGUAUGAGCAUCUAAUGACCUACCCCCAGGCCCAGUACAGGACUGGGGCAGCAGGUGUGCCUACCCUUGGGUUAAUGGAGGGGGCCCUCUGACGCCCUUGGCCGGCCUUGCCUGGCCAUCAGCCCCCCUUCUAUCUCUAGGUGCUUUUCAGACCAGGUCAGGGAGGGAGGAAUGCCUGACACUGGGGGUCUCCCUGGGAGAAAACACCACACUUCUCAGGGAGCCACAACCCAGGCCCUGAGCUGAGCUCAGCUUCAGCCAAGGACCAGAGAAGGCGUUCAAGUGACAUGGUUCUCAGUCUCUAAGCACAUGCCCCUUUGCUGCUGGCCACCAGUUUUCCCCAGAGCAGCAGGCCCCGAGCCCCAACCGCAGGGCCAGCACCGCCCCUG